This is a messenger RNA of Nicotiana tabacum (common tobacco), 1033 nucleotides long. RefSeq lists its product as uncharacterized. The record is from RefSeq and is a predicted model, not a curated record. Lineage: Eukaryota; Viridiplantae; Streptophyta; Magnoliopsida; Solanales; Solanaceae. Gene Ontology annotation, cellular component: nucleus; cytoplasm.
AGAAAAAGGGGGAAUCCUAUCCGAUGCCAAAGGGUUAAGCCGUCAAUUGUUGUCAGCUUGUCCCUCCGUCUCUUUCCCUUUUCUCUCUGUGGCUUUCAAAUUUCAACCAUUAUUUUUCACGAGGGGGAAAGAUAAUUUAUAGCAAUUUGUUCCUCCCAUUUUUAUAUGAAACUUUUGCAAUAUCUCCUAUUUGAUGUCCCGUUUUCUGGAUUAAAAUACGACACAUCAUUCCAAAAUUACUAAUAAAGAGAAAGGUUGCUUUAUUCUUAAGUAGGAGAGGCAAAGAACUUUUGGCAAACCAUAUGGAGGAUGAUAAAAAGACCACCUACAAGGAUUAUUACAAGGUUCUUGAAGUAGAAUAUGAUGCAUCCGAUGAGACGAUCAGAUUAAACUAUAGAAAACUUGCACUGAAGUGGCAUCCUGACAAACACAAGUGUAAUGAUGCAGUAACCGCUAAAUUUCAAGAGAUUAAUGAAGCUUAUACGGUGCUAAGUGAUCCUGAUAAGAGACUUGAUUAUGAUUUAAACGGAAACUAUGAGAUAAAUGAUUAUACCUUGCCAGAAUAUCUAUCCAGAUUCAAAGGGAUGAUACUUACCUCUAAUGGGCUUGGUAUGAGUUCAGUCUGGUCAGAGCAAUUAACAGAAUUUAACAAGUUGAUGGACAAAUGAAAGAAGGUGAUCAUUUUUUUCUCUUCACAUCCAUUGUCUUUCCUAUAGUACCUCGCUUACCCCCACGGAUGUUAAUGGUUGUAACAUUGUGUUAUUGACGAGAUUUUAUGUACUAAAGUUGAAUAUUCAUAAUCUCGCACAAAGGUUUUCCAGGGCAACCAUGCUUGUAUGUAACUGACAGGAUAUCUGUACUCAGAAACUUUUACAGUUAUCAUGAUUUGGUAUUUACUGGAUGCCCUUUAGACUUCUUGUAAAAUGUAGAUUCUGUAACAAGUGUAUUGGAAGAUCCGAAGAUAGGAUUGCGACCUUCUUCCCUUCCUCAAGGUUGUAUCAAUUCACAUGGUUAUAUAUUGAUGCUGACUGAA